Talaromyces stipitatus ATCC 10500 is the source of this 1921-nucleotide messenger RNA. Its product is annotated as dihydroxy-acid dehydratase, putative. The record is from RefSeq and is a predicted model, not a curated record. Gene Ontology annotation, molecular function: hydro-lyase activity. NCBI's taxonomy places the organism in Eukaryota, Fungi, Ascomycota, Eurotiomycetes, Eurotiales, Trichocomaceae. Bases 76 to 1899 code for a protein of 607 amino acids. The transcript is spliced from 3 exons.
AGUAUUUAGGUAGCUAGUACUUACACUCAAAGUAGGACAAGUGAUUUGAGAUACCCGGAGCUGCGAAGGAACAAAAUGUCCGUCCAAUCCAACUCCAGAAACCACCCCACCCCUCAAGACGAAGACUACGACCUCACAACCCAAAUCAACACCAACACCGGCCUCCGUCAAGGCCUCACAUCCUACGGCGACGCACACUUCUCCCUAUUUCUGCGAAAAGUCUUCAUCAAAGCCUUGGGGUACACCGACGACGCCCUUUCCCGCCCUCUCAUCGGCAUCAUAAACACUUACUCCAGCUACAAUCCAUGCCACGCAAAUGUUCCCCAACUAAUCGAAGCCGCAAAGAGAGGGGUACAGUUACAUGGUGGUCUAGCAGUGGAUUUUCCGACUAUUACGCUUCAUGAGUCGUUUGCGUAUCCGACGAGUAUGUUUUUGAGGAAUCUGAUGAGUAUGGAUACCGAGGAGAUGAUUAGGGCGCAGCCGAUGGAUGGGUGUAUUAUGAUCGGGGGAUGUGAUAAGACUGUGCCGGCACAGUUGAUGGGUGGAAUAUCAGCUAAUAAACCCGUGCUCCCUCUUAUCACUGGGCCAAUGAUGCCGGGUAAUCACAGAGGUGAACGGUUGGGAGCUUGUACGGAUUGUCGAAAUAAUUGGGCGGCGUAUAGAGCUGGUCAGAUUGAUGUUGAGGAGGUUAGUGCUAUCAACGAGGAAUUAGCUCCUACGUCUGGUACAUGCGGUGUCAUGGGAACAGCAAGUACAAUGGCCUGCAUAACCGCCGCGCUAGGCAUGAUGCCACUAAAAGGAGCCACCGCACCAGCUGUAUCCUCCACUCGACUUCGUAUAGCUGAAGAAACAGGCACCAACGCUGUGGCAGUCGCAAAGGCGUCUCGAACACCGCAAGAAAUCCUCUCUAAAGAAUCAUUUUUCAAUGCAAUUACAGUCCUACAAGCAAUAGGUGGCUCGACGAAUGCGGUCGUACAUCUCUUGGCCGUCGCGAAUCGACACCCCAAAAUCCAGGGAAGGAUUACAUUGCAGACAUUUGAUGAUAUUGGUCGAAAGACUCCCUUGCUGGUUGACCUCAAGCCGAGUGGAUCGAAUUAUAUGACUGAUUUUCAUAAUGCGGGUGGAAUGUUGGCAUUGAUGCAUACGCUUCGACCAUUACUAUAUCUGAACGCUAUGACGAUAUCCGGCAAGACGUUGGGGCAAGUUCUUGAUGACUCUCCGUUUCGACCGUUUGCAUAUUCUCGAGAGGUUAUUAGAUCCCUGGAUAAUCCACUUUAUCCGUGUUCAUCACUUGUCGUGCUUAGAGGGAAUAUCGCACCCAACGGAGCUGUCAUGAAAGCCUCUGCGUCCAAGGAUCGGGCAUUAUUGAAACACUCCGGUCUAGCGGUGGUGUUUGAGAAUACAGCUGAUAUGGCAAAUCGAAUCGAUGAUCCCGAUCUCCCCGUGACAAAGGACUCAGUCCUUGUACUGAAAAGUAUUGGCCCCGUAGGGAAUCCCGGUAUGCCAGAAGCAGGAUUAAUUCCUUUACCGCGGAAAUUGGCUAGUCAAGGUGUAACCGAUAUGUUACGUUUAUCAGAUGGAAGAAUGUCUGGAACAGCGGGCGGAACGAUUAUCUUACAUAUUUCGCCAGAGUCGGCACUGCCGGAAUCACCGUUUGGUAUUGUUCGGACGGGGGAUGUUAUUACCUGUGAUGUGGAGCAACGAAGACUUCAUUUGGAGGCCUCGGAUAAUGAGAUUCGGCGGAGAAUUGCGGAGCGGAGAGUAGAGGUUGCGCAGAGUAUGGGCGAGAAAAAGUCGCAACGGGGUUAUAGGGGGUUGUAUGUAAAGUCUGUGAAUCAGGCGGAGGAAGGGGCUGAUUUUGAUUUUUUGACGGCGAGUGGUGCAGGGGUUAGUAUAUAACUUUAUCAAUGAGAGGUUUGAC